This is a messenger RNA of Mauremys mutica (yellowpond turtle), 1895 nucleotides long. It is a transcript of the gene NXPE1, whose product is annotated as neurexophilin and PC-esterase domain family member 1. NCBI's taxonomy places the organism in Eukaryota, Metazoa, Chordata, Testudines, Geoemydidae. The record is from RefSeq and is a predicted model, not a curated record.
AUGGCUGUUGUAUUAAACCACAUCACCACCUACUGCAGUGGAAACCUCUUAACUAGACUUAAUCUGUAUGAUUGCUUAGGCAAAAGGAAGAAAUAUGGAGCAGAUUUGUUGUGAGCAAGAAUAUAUUUCUUUAAACUCCAGGCCAGAGUGUCUGAACACAUUGACGAUUAUAACAUGGUUAAUUUCACUUGAUUUUGGGAGGGCAGAGUUGCAGUUUCCCUCUUGCUCAUCCACUCCCAGUAAAGGACAAUUUCUGUCCUGCAGAGAGCAUGGAUGAAAGGGUAUGAAAAAAAUACCUUUCGUGGUCCUAUUGCCAGUGGAACAUUGGCUGUUCACACUGAAUGUGGUCUUAAUCUAACUACAAAGGCUGAAUUAUGUCAAUGGCUAGACCAAAGAGAUCCAGAGACAUUCUCCUGUAUUAAACCUCACAAUGGGCCUUGUGAGGCUUUUACCUACCUGAAGACAAUCACAGAAUGUCCCUUCAUCAAGGCUGAGAAACUAUUUGUGAACCUUAAAGCCAGUAACUGGGCCACACAGAACAUCAGUCAUAUGGGAGAUUUCCUUUCCAGAUUUGCCUCGUCAGCUCAGGAAGCAGCUACGGACGACUGCCUUGAACACUGCACACACCCGCCUCCUUUUCAUGUGUGCUCUCUGAAGGUCUUUGAGCACGACUGGAAUGGAUGGUUCAAGACCCAUGUGGCAAUGGAUAAGGAGAGGAAGAUUGAAAUUCAGUGAGAGAUUCGUGGGCACCCCUUUGUGUGUCUUUCUCAUUCUUUUUCAUAAAAAGAUGACAUCACCACACAUGAAAUCAACAGGUUAGUGGGACAGAAAGACAUGGCCAUAAAGCUGGGCCUGCACUUUAGCUCCUGCCCUAUUGAUGCUUUCAUCAGGAGGGUGAUCGAUGUUCACAAAGCCAUCCCACGCCUUCUACUUAUCCCUGACCCAAAAGUAAUCAUCAAAGCAGAAAACACCAAGGAGAUGCAUAUAGACGUGGAGCAAUUCAGUGACAUUCAUGAAUAUGUCCAAUAUAUGGCAAUGGCAGACAUUUUUCAGCAGCUGAAGGUGGGUAUCAUUGAUGCCUGGUCUAUGACUAUAGCAUAUGCCAAAAUUCACCCACCAGAUCAUGUGGUUGGGAACCAAAUCAAUGUGUUUUAAUGUACAUGUGGUAUCUGAUAUUUAUCUAAAAUGAAAAACAGGCUAUAAUUUGAGAACAGAGCACUUGAGUCGAGCUGGUUGGGAGAACAAAGGGAAAUUUCACCAAUCCCCUUCAGCCCCCAAAAAAUAAUCUUCCUCCUCCAAAAGUUGAUACUUUGAAAGUUAAUCAAAAAAUAUGGAAAAGUUUGAAAUUUGUGUAAAAAAACAAAAACAAAAAAAUUAAAAAUCAUCACAAUUUCAAAGAUUUGACAGUGAUUAGCAAUGACACAAUAAUUUACUCAUUACAAAAAGAAUCAGAUUAAAGAUAUCACCAUAGUACACUGUUUCGCCCCUCCCCCCCCCAGCUUCUGUUAAGCCAAUGUCUUCACCAGUUUUAAGAUUCAGACUGGCUGGAAGAAUUAGUGGUUAUUAUCUUCUCUUUCUAGCUUUAGUGGUAGCCUUUGAAAGAGAGGAGAUUGGUGAAAAUGUAUAAGCAAGCAUCCUCACAGCCUUUCUAUGGUAGUGAAUAAAGAGCCACAAUGGAUCCGAUCCAGGACAAAGUAGGUUAAUUCCCCCGUUGUGCUGAAAACCUGAAAUAUUGCCAUUCUAAACAUAUGUACCGUAUUUAUCCUCACCACACCCAACAGGAAAGGGAAGUGCUAGUGUCCUUGUUUACAGAUGGGGAUCAGAGACUAAAUGAUUUGGCCAAGGUUGCACGGAAAGUCUGUGGUGAACUCGAAAGUGGGUCUCCUGUAUUCCAG